CGCUACUAUCCUUUCAAAAACCUCAGUUCGGUUUCCAACAGAAUCGCCUAAAGACCGCGAUCAAGACGCGAGACCAGCUCGUCUCAUCCGCAAAAUCGGAGACGAUACAGUGAGUCAAACUCCGUUCAAAGAUCAUCAGUUUUUCGAUAGAAUGGAACGCUGAUUUUCUUGUGAACAAGCGAAUAACAACUACCGUCUUCGUCGGUUAAUCAGCCUCAGCGAUGUGGAAGCAUAUGCUACUCUGAAGUAAUUUCUUUUCCUUUUUGUUUUGUUUUUUUUUUUACGUCUUAUUCUUUACUCAGAGAGAACGCGAUUUGCAUUCUCUAGCGUUUGAACAUGUGGACAAGUGUUACCAAAUGUUUUAUAAUCUUUGCAAUCGGAUGUUUUUAUCAGGCACACGCUCAAGAUGAAGAUGACGAGGUGUACAAAGGCAAGUACCUCGGAAAGUUGAACGCCUAUCAUCACCAAGUUUCCGGUGAUGUUUACGCUGUCGACGAAUACACCUUGCUCUUGAAGUCGUUCAGCUACGACGGUAACGGCGCCGACACCUUCUUUUGGGCAGGCGCAGCCAAUCGCCCCGGGCCCCAGGGUUUCAUAGUUCCUGACGAAUGGGGAAAGACGAACGUGCUGGAAAGGUACUUCAACAAGGACUUCACCCUGACGCUUCCCGAUGGAAAAAAAAUCACCGACAUCAAAUGGUUCGCGAUUUAUGAUCUCUCAAACCAGAACACUUUCGGAGACGUUUACAUACCUGAGCAAUUUGAUCCCCCGGCACUUCAGCGGAUCUCCCAACUCUCCACAACAUCUCACGGAGUGUCUUCGGGGGCGAUCGAGAUCCUGGAUGCAAAAACUAUCAGGAUCCCAAGGUUCAGUUACGAUGGACAGGGCACCGCGUACUUCUGGGUCGGCGUCGGUCCGCAACCUUCAAGCAAGGGCACCAAAGUCCCUGACGAUUACGGAUACCUGGAUCCACUGAGAGCUUACCAGAAUGAGGACAUCGUCAUUCAGCUACCCGGAGAGAUGACAGUCUUCCGUAUAAACUGGCUGAGCGUUUACGACCUCGAGGAAAAGUCGAAAUUCGGAUCUGUCAUCAUUCCAGAGGGUCUGAACGUUCCCCCUUCUCUGGUCACGGUGACAAAGCAUGCGGUCGCACUUCCGAACUGUGUUCAAUUACACAAAAACUACCAAAUGAGCUGGGAGAUCUUUGGUCCGCAGAUAACCGUACAGUUGACAGGUCAAGUCGCCGAUGAUGAGUACAUGGCUUUCGGGCUCUCGGGAUCCGACGAAAAGAGCCAAAUGGAAGGCUCCGACGUCACGAUUGCUUACAUGGACGGCACUCAAGGUUUCGCAACGGAUUACAGUAUUUCUGCGUACGCACCGUGCGGAAAGGUCCUCGGACAGUACAAGGGUGUCUGUAAGGACAAUCUCGUUGGAGGGCAGGACAACAACCAGAUUUUUACCGGGUCCAGACAGGACGGGAUCAGCGUCAUCACCUACAGACGUACUCUGAAUUCAUCUGAUCCUAUCGAUAAGAAUUACCCGACUGACCGUCCUGUGUAUGUGGUCUGGGCGCUGGGUCGACUAGACGAAAACAAGGAACCGAAUUUCCACGACGUUUAUCCAAAAGGAAAUUUGAAACUCGAACUACAUCGCACGCAGCCCGAAAAUACUUGCUUGGACUUUACACAGAACGAUAAUUCACUUCAGAAACCGUGGGAUAAGACAGAGAUUUUCGACAGAUCGAUCAGAACAUUUGUAGCAACGCUUGGUCCAUCCGGUGGAAAAAAGGGUUACCAAGGAUUGACCGGACAGACGUCGACGGGACUCGCUUGGUACAUAAACGGAUAUUUAAUUCCGGAAAUCUACCUUCGACGGGGUUUGACCUACAUAUUCAAGAUCUAUGGAGGAAAUAAUCCACACAGUGCAAACUUUUACCACCCUCUGAUAAUCACCGACGAAUCUCACGGCGGUUACGACAGACUAACCGACAUAUCUCAGACGAAAAUUCGCGUUUUAGCGGGCGUUGAAUUCACCAGGCGAGGUAGACCGCGGCCAACUGCAGUCGGACCACUCUGCCUGAGCAAACAUAACGGGAGAGACAGGCGACUGGACGACGAUUUUUCGUCAUUCAGGAAAUUCAACAGAUCGUUGAUUCAAGUUUGCGACGCAGGUGACCCAGGACUGCUGGAAAUAACACCGAAUUCCACUUGGCCCGAUACCGUCUACUACAAUUCCUUCACUCACGCGAAUAUGGGUUGGAAAAUUCACGUGGUUGAUUCGUACUCGACGAGCGCUGCGAUCAUACUGAGGCUAAGCUGGCUCUGUGGGAUAUUCGUUGUUUGUUUUCGUCUCGUAUAAACUGAGAUUCAAAAUAGUGAGUGCUCUAAACUCGUUCAGCUACGUCAGAAUUCGUUAA
Molecule: messenger RNA, 2416 nt
Organism: Neodiprion virginianus
Lineage: Eukaryota; Metazoa; Arthropoda; Insecta; Hymenoptera; Diprionidae
Gene: knk
Product: protein Skeletor, isoforms B/C
Exons: 13
Coding region: 337-2358 (673 amino acids)
Source: RefSeq, a predicted model, not a curated record